Molecule: messenger RNA, 1714 nt
Organism: Nelumbo nucifera (sacred lotus)
Lineage: Eukaryota; Viridiplantae; Streptophyta; Magnoliopsida; Proteales; Nelumbonaceae
Product: glycerol-3-phosphate 2-O-acyltransferase 4-like
Biological process (GO): cutin biosynthetic process
Cellular component (GO): membrane
Molecular function (GO): glycerol-3-phosphate 2-O-acyltransferase activity; phosphatase activity
Source: RefSeq, a predicted model, not a curated record
CCCUCCCACCCAUGUACUGACAUAUUCAAUUCACUCUUGAGUCGGUCUGAAACAUGUCUUCUCGGCCUCGUCACUUCCCGCCGAUCUCACUCUGCAACGUUUCCGGCCGAGAGGAACAAACGAUCGCCGCCGACCUCGAUGGCACUCUCCUCGUCUCCUCUAGCGCCUUCCCAUACUACAUGCUCAUAGCCGUUGAAGCCGGCAGCUUCCUACGUGGUCUCGCUCUCCUGCUCGCCUUUCCCCUCAUCGCCGUCGCCUACCUAUUUGUGUCAGAGUCUCUCGCCAUUCAGCUUCUCAUCUUCAUAUCAUUUUCGGGUUUGAAGAUUCGAGACAUCGAGCUCGCUUCCCAAGCUGUGCUGCCGAGAUUCUACGCCGCUAACGUGAGAUCAGAUAGCUGGAACGUGUUCAGAAGGUGCAAGAGGAAGAUCAUAGUGACGGCGAGCCCGACGGUGAUGGUGGAGCCGUUCGUGAAGGAUUUUCUGGGCGGUGACAAGGUGUUGGGGACGGAGAUCGAGGUUAACCCGAAGACGGGGAGAGCCACGGGUUUUGUCAAGAAGCCAGGGGUAUUAGUGGGGCAUUCGAAGAGAAACGCCAUUUUGAAGGAAUUUGGCGAGCAAAUGCCCGAUUUAGGCAUCGGAGAUCGCCCGUCCGAUUUCGAUUUCAUGGAACUUUGCAAGGAGGGAUACAUGGUGCCCCGUGACCCUAAAGCCAGUCUUGUGCCACAGAAUGGUCUCAAGAGCCCCAUCAUCUUCCACGACGGUCGCCUCGUCCAACGGCCCACGCCGCUCAACUCCCUGCUCACCUUCCUCUGGCUCCCAUUCGGCUUCCUCCUCUGCCUCAUCCGCGUCUACUUGAACAUUCCACUGCCCGAGCGCAUCGUUCGCUACACCUACGGUCUCCUCGGCAUCAAGCUCGUCAUCAGCGGCAAUAUCCCUCCCCCGCCCAGCAAGGGCUCUCCAGGCUCCCUCUUCGUCUGCAACCACCGCACCCCGCUCGACCCCAUUGUCAUCGCCAUCGCCCUCGGCCGCAAGGUCUCAUGCGUCACCUACAGUGUCAGCAAGAUCUCUAGGCUCCAGUCGCCCAUCCCUGCCGUGGCUCUGACCCGCGACCGUGAAGCUGAUGCUGCCCGCAUUUCGGCCCUCCUCCAAAAGGGUGAUCUGGUCAUAUGCCCCGAAGGAACCACAUGUCGCGAACCCUUCUUGCUGCGAUUCAGCGCGUUGUUUGCGGAGCUGAGCGACCGAAUUGUGCCGGUGGCCAUCAACACCAAGCAAAAUAUGUUCCACGGCACCACGGUGAGGGGAGUCAAGUUCUGGGACGCCUAUUACUUCUUCAUGAACCCGAGGCCCGUCUACGAAGUCAAGUUCCUAAACCGUCUGCCUGAGGAGAUGACAUGUAAAGGUGGUGGCAAACCGGCAAUCGAGGUAGCCAAUCACGUUCAGAAGAUUUUGGGUGGCACCCUGGGGUUCGAGUGUACUGGACUCACUAGGAAGGAUAAAUACAUGAUGUUAGGAGGGAACGAUGGGAGGGUGGAGUCCAUGUACUCCAUGAAGAAGUAAGUGACCAGCCCGGUCCAGUGAGCUGGGGGACUUCAUUUUUAGUUAUUCAGUUGAGGAAAUUAAUUAGAUAACAAUACUGUAUUGUGCUUGGUGUUUGUUUGUCAUAAGGAUGAUUGGAUCUUUCAAUCUUUCUUUUAAAAUACGAACUGAAACUGAAA